AUGUGGCGGCCCGCGUCCCUGCUGAUGGUGCUCGUGGCGCUAGUAGGAGCGGCUGGAGGUGGUCUACGCAUAGCUGCCGUGUUUGACGAGGCGGACCCGCCGCAUCUGCGGUCGGCGUACCUCGCGGCCGUGGAGGCCGUGAACCUGCAGACGGCCGGCUACCGGGUUCGCGCCAGCGGCUUCUCCAGGCCCGUCCUGGCGCCGCUCAACGUCACCGUGCCACGACACGACGGCUUCAGGACCGCCAGGAUCGAGGAUAAAGAAGGUGAAGUAUUGUCGGCAGUGUGCAGGCUGAUGGAGCAGGGCGUGGCGGGCAUCAUCGGCCCCUCGCAGAGCGCCUCCACAGACAUCGUGCGCUCCAUCUGCGACCGGCUGCACGUCCCCCAGUUGGUGCUCAACUGGGACCCCAGUCCGCCAACCGCAGCCUCCUACCAGCUCAACCUGCACCCUGAGUCUCAUCUGCUGUCGCAGGCGCUGGUGGACGUACUGCGUGAGCUGAAGUGGCGCUCCUACACGGUGCUGUACCAGGAUGAGGAGUCGCUGGUGCGCCUGCGCAGUGUGCUGCAGGAGAGGGAGCCCCGGGACCCACCCAUCGCCGUCCGGCAGCUGAACCCAGAUGGCGACCACAGGUCUUUGCUGAAGGAGAUUCGGCAAGCAGGAGAGACUCGUCUGGUGCUGGACGUGGACACGGAGCUGAUCCCAGAGGUGCUGUGGCAGGCCAAUGAAGUCAACCUCAUGGGCCUUUACCAAUCUUUCUUCAUCACCUCACUGAACGCCCUGACUCUUGACCUUUCGCGCCUACGCGGCAGCGGCGCCGGCGCCAACUUCACGCUGCUCAGGAUGGUCCAGCGGGAGCGACUGCUACACGACUUUCCAGCAGAGCUGCGCUCCAGCCGCACGACGGGUGAGGCGCUGAUGCAGGACGCGGUGGACGUGUUGUCCGAGGCUCUGUUCCAUCAGGACACGGAGCGACCCCUGCACGCUGAGAGACUCAAGUGCGACGGCCCAGCCUGGAUGCGCGGCCAAGGCGUUCGACAGGCCCUGCACGACAUACAGCACGAAGGAAUCUCUGGAAGCAUCGCAUUCGACGACCUGGGCCGACGCGUGGGCUUCUCGCUGGAAGUGCUUCAGCUAUCUGCUGCUGGAUUCCGGCGCGUCGGCACCUGGACGCCGGCCCAGGGCUUCUCCAGCACCAGGACCAACGAAGAGGACAUGGAGGACACGCGGAGCAUCCUGCAGGGGCGGCACCUCAUCGUCUCGUCCAGGAUUGGCGCGCCGUACCUGAUGAUGAAGAAACCUACGACGCCCCCGCGGGUUGGCAACGACCGCUACGAGGGCUACUCGAUGGACCUGAUCACGAAAAUCGCCGAGCAGCUCCACUUCACGUUCGAAUUCCAGCUCGCCAAAGAUGGCGAGUACGGCAGCCUUAACGAAAAGACCGGCGCCUGGGAUGGACUCGUCGGCGACCUCCUCGCGGGGAGGGCAGAGCUGGCUAUAUGUGACCUUACGAUUACAGAGCUAAGACAAUCGGUUGUGGACUUCACCAUGCCUUUUAUGAAUUUGGGUAUCAGCAUCCUGUACAAGAAGGCUGAGAAGAUGGAACGCAGUCUUUUCUCAUUCAUGGACCCUUUCACCGUUGACGUAUGGAUCUUCGUGGCAACAGCCUUCCUCGGCGUCUCCCUCAUUUUCUACAUAGUGGCAAGGGCGGCGCCAAUGGAGUGGCAGAAGGCAAAUCCUCGCGAUCCCAACUGCAACGAGCUGGAGAACCAGUUCAGCAUGUCCAACAUCCUGUGGUUCACCGGCAGCGCCCUUCUGGGAGGAGGCGGUGAGGAGAUGCCCAAGGCCGUAUCGACGCGGAUUAUGGCGGGCAUGUGGGCCUUCUUUAAGCUGAUCAUGCUCGCCUCCUACACGGCCAACCUGGCGGCGUUCCUCACCAGCAGCAGGAUGGAGUCUUCCAUCAACAGCGUCAACGACCUUGCCAAGCAGAGCAAGAUCAAGUACGGCCUCUACGGUUCGGGUUCCACCGCUGGAUUCUUCAAGAACUCGAACGACAGCCUGUACCAGCGGAUGUGGACCAUCAUGAAGCAAGCACGUCCGAACGUGUUCACCAAUGGCAACGACGAGGGCGUGGAGCGCGUCAGGAAGGAGAAGGGCAAGUACGCCUUCUUCAUGGAGUCCACCAGCAUCGAGUACAUCACGGCGCUCGACUGCAAUCUGCGCAAAGUAGGCGGACUGCUCGACUCCAAAGGCUACGGCAUAGCGCUGCCCAGAGACUCACCCUACCGGACAGCCAUCAGCGGGGCAGUGCUGACGCUGCAGGAGCGAGGCAACCUGACCGCCCUCAAGGAGCUCUGGUGGAAGGCGCCCGAGGGCAAAGAGUGUCCUGCAGAGGAGGAGGGGCCUUCCAGCAGCAACGCCGAGCUGGGCAUCCUCGAUGUGGGGGGCGUCUUCCUCGUGCUGGGCUGCGGUAUGAUCCUCGCCAUGAUCAUCAACGUCCUGGAGUUCCUCUGGAAUUGCCGGACUAUCGCCGUUGAGGAACAGAUCUCGCACUGGGACGCGUUUGUGUCUGAGCUGAAACUGGUGUCGCGCCUCUGCAGCGACGUCAAGCCUGUCCGCAAGAGCCACCUGCCGCAGCUGGAAGGACCGCAGCCACCGGACGUAUGCGGGUAGACGCACGAGGAGCGCGGUGGUGUGCGACCAGAUGAACGCAUUGUUAGUGCAAGUGCUCACAAUCAGUCAAGUCUGUGGUUACUGGCAUUAGAUCCG
Molecule: messenger RNA, 2766 nt
Organism: Schistocerca piceifrons (Central American locust)
Lineage: Eukaryota; Metazoa; Arthropoda; Insecta; Orthoptera; Acrididae
Product: glutamate receptor ionotropic, kainate 2-like
Exons: 16
Coding region: 1-2670 (889 amino acids)
Biological process (GO): synaptic transmission, glutamatergic; modulation of chemical synaptic transmission; monoatomic ion transport
Cellular component (GO): plasma membrane; postsynaptic membrane
Molecular function (GO): transmitter-gated monoatomic ion channel activity involved in regulation of postsynaptic membrane potential; glutamate-gated receptor activity
Source: RefSeq, a predicted model, not a curated record